Molecule: messenger RNA, 825 nt
Organism: Lathyrus sativus (Indian pea)
Lineage: Eukaryota; Viridiplantae; Streptophyta; Magnoliopsida; Fabales; Fabaceae
Source: the annotation of a GenBank genome assembly
AUGCAAAGUAUGGCCGCCACACUCAGUCUUCUCAAGCUCCCCAUUCUUCCAACCAUCAAGACACGCCAAACAACCUCAAAACAUGUUCCACUUCCAUCCAUAUCUUCCAAACUCAAUAUAGUCCCUACCCCACAAAAGUUUCUAGAUCAAAACAUCAACACUCUCAAACACACUUCUCUUUCCCUCACAGCAAUCACAUUACCUUUCUUGCUGGAACAGAAUGAUGCACUUGCUGUUGGAGGAGAGUUUGGGAUAUUUGAAGGAAGAACAUUUGCUCUUAUUCACCCCAUUGUGUUGGGUGGAUUCUUCUUUUAUACCCUUUAUGCAGGCUAUUUGGGAUGGCAAUGGCGAAGAGUUAGAACGACUCAGAAUGAAAUCAAUGAACUCAAGAAACAAGUCAAGCCUGCUCCUGUCACCCCAGAUGGUAAAGCUCUGGAAACUUCACCACCAUCACCUGUUGAACUCAAAAUCCAGCAACUUACUGAGGAGAGGAAAGAGCUAAUCAAAGGUUCAUAUAGGGAUAAACACUUCAACGCAGGAUCCAUACUUCUAGGAUUUGGCGUCUUUGAGGCUGUUGGUGGAGGACUCAACACAUGGUUAAGGACAGGAAAGCUAUUUCCGGGUCCACAUUUAUUCGCAGGAGCAGGUAUUACGGUGUUAUGGGCACUGGCAGCAGCGCUAGUACCACCAAUGCAGAAAGGGAGUGAAACAGCGAGAAAUCUUCACAUUGCGCUGAAUACAUUGAAUGUUCUGCUCUUUGUGUGGCAGAUUCCCACUGGACUUGAUAUUGUAUGGAAAGUGUUUGAGUUCACAAAUUGGCCUUGA